AAACAAGCCGCCCUUCUUUCUCUCUCAACCCAGCCGUCUCUCUCUCCUUUCCUCUACCUCUGUUGUGCUAUGCCGUGAACCCAGGCAAGAGCUUCGACGAAGAAGAGGGUUCUUCUUGUCGACAGCUGCCCAACGAAGAUCCAGAUCUCCUCCAUCGAUUUCUCCCUCCUUGUGAAGAUCAACGAGGUUGCCUGCUGGAUGUAAGGGUUUGCUGGUUUGUGAUUUUUGAAGAAGCCUUGCUGCAAUUCUAUGGGUGGUUGAAUGUUUUGAAGGAUUAAAGCCAUAACUUUGAUUUAAAUGGGGAUUGAUUUUUUUUCUAAUUUUUUUCGGUUAUUUGUUUGAAAAAAAAGUUGAAGUAUGAACUGGAUUUCGCUUCACACUGUUUGACUUGUAUGAGGUAUUACAUAUUUAAGAUAUAACUUGAAGUAGUUACUAAAUAUAUUUUUUUGUUUUUAUUCUCAUAAUUUGAUAAACACAAAUGGCUCUCAAAUAUGUUUUCUGAUUCGGUAUAUACCGACAAAGAAAAAAAUUGUUUCCAUUUUGUACUUUUUUGAAGACGCAAAAACUAAAAUGUUACCAAAUCACUAAAUGACCCCUACGUUUUGUGCGUAACAAAGCGGUUGAUCUCAGACACCACAGACUCUUCGUCCAGCUUUCAUGCUUGCUUUCCAAUGGCGGCUUAUCAAUUUCCCUCUCAUUCCACUCCUUCCUCAAAAUCACUGAAACAUCCUUCAAACCCAUUUGUCCGUCUCCUUUCUAAAAAUCAUGGCAUCCUCAUCAAAUCCAGCCCAAGAACAAUAAACCUGAGGGCUAAACUGUUCAAAAACCCUACAAAAACCUCAAAUUCAGAUACACAAAUCCAGAACUUUCAGCAUUGUUUUACCAAAUCUGAAGAUGGGUAUUUGUGCUGUGAAGGCCGUAAGGUUCAAGAUGUCAUGGAAACUGUUGAAAGAAGUCCAUUUUAUCUCUACAGUAAGUCUCAAAUCACAAGAAACUUUGAGGCUUAUAGAGAGGCUUUGGAGGGCCUGAAUUCGAUAAUCGGGUAUGCGAUUAAAGCUAAUAAUAACCUCCAGAUUUUAGAGCAUUUGAGGAAGUUGGGUUGUGGCGCUGUAUUGGUCAGUGGUAACGAGCUUAGAUUGGCCCUUCAUGCUGGGUUCAAUCCCACCAGGUGUAUCUUUAAUGGAAAUGGAAAGACCUUGGAGGAUCUAGUGCUGGCUGCCCAAGAAGGUGUCUUUGUUAAUAUUGAUAGUGAAUUUGAUUUGGAUAAUAUCGUAGCUGCUGCAAGGAUAGCUGGGAAGAAGGUUAAUGCACUUCUUCGUAUCAAUCCAGAUGUGGAUCCUCAGGUUCAUCCUUAUGUUGCCACCGGUAACAAGAACUCCAAAUUUGGUAUCAGAAAUGAGAAGUUGCAAUGGUUUCUAGAUGCUGUGAAGGCAUAUUCUAAUGAAUUGAAGCUUGUGGGUGUCCAUUGUCAUCUUGGUUCUACCAUUACAAAGGUUGACAUUUUCAAAGAUGCUGCAGUAAUAAUGUUGAACUACAUUGACCAAAUUCGAGCCCAAGGAUUUGAAAUUGAUUACUUUAACAUGGGUGGUGGUCUGGGGAUUGAUUAUUACCAUACUGGAGACAUCAUUCCCACCCCCGGAGAUCUUAUUGACACAGUUAGAGAGUUGGUGCUUUCACGUAAUCUCAAUCUCAUCAUAGAACCUGGGAGAUCUCUCAUUGCAAAUACUUGCUGCUUAGUUAACCGUGUCAUUGGAGUCAAAUCAAAUGGGACAAAAAAUUUCAUUGUGAUUGAUGGGAGCAUGUCAGAACUUAUCCGCCCUAGUCUCUAUGGCGCUUAUCAACACAUAGAGUUUGUUUCUCCUUCACAACCCGAUGAUGAGAUUUGUACUUUUGAUAUUGUGGGUCCGGUCUGCGAGUCGACGGAUUUCUUGGGAAAGGAUAGGAAACUUCCAACACCUCCAGUGGGUACCGGCUUGGUGGUUCAUGAUGCCGGGGCUUACUGCAUGAGUAUGGCAUCAACUUACAAUCUCAAGAUGCGCCCACCUGAGUAUUGGGUUGAAGAAGAUGGAUCAAUCUCAAAAAUCCGCCAUGGGGAAACAUUUGAAGACCAUUUGAGAUUCUUUGAGGGUCUUUAGUUUAUAAAAUGUUGCAGACUCUUCCCAUUGUUGCCAUGCCAGGGUUCUAGGCUAGGACUCUUUGUUUUUCUAUCAAGUUAUGAUUUAUUUUCCCCCAUUGGAAUUCAAAAAACAAAUAGAGAAUUGGUGAUGAUGAUGAUGAUGAUGUUGCCGCAGGUUUAAAUGGGUGAGUGGUCAUGCUUUUUUUGAUGUAUUUGUAGAAUUACAAUCUCUUUGGAGAUAGGGGGGAGCAGCCCUUUUAUAGGAUUCCAAACCUGCGCUUUUAUAAACCCUCCACCUUGACCCUUUCUACCAUUUAGUCCGUGUUUGGGUCUUCUGGUCAUAUAGAAUUGGUGCUGUAGUUUGUAGUAGAUAUUUCUUCAGUCUUUUGCAUGUGAUAGGCGGCGGACAUUCCCAAUCUGCAUUGUAAGCUUGUGUUUAAAGAAUGUGUGAUUAGAUUGAUUUUUCAUUUUGAAAGGACCUCGUGAUGGUUGCACGUCCUCUUGCCCAUCUGUAAUAACUUUAUCAUAACCUAUGUGGUAUGCGUUGUAUGUGCAAUGGGUUAAAACAAUUGCCUUGUGGGAACCAUGUCUUGGUCAAGGUAACUUUCGAAACGUGAUGCCUUGUUGUCGGGAUGAUUUGUAAACUCUAAGUGUAGUUUGAGUGGUUAUAGGGAUG
Molecule: messenger RNA, 2792 nt
Organism: Ilex paraguariensis (yerba mate)
Lineage: Eukaryota; Viridiplantae; Streptophyta; Magnoliopsida; Aquifoliales; Aquifoliaceae
Source: the annotation of a GenBank genome assembly